ACAGCGGCGCCGGGACGCGCGUUGGGGGUAGGGCGAGUCAUAUGACCUGCUCUGCUUCCUGGCUUCUGCCGUCGCCGCCCGCCUGUGUCCGCCAGCGUCGCGCCGGGGCCCCGAGGAGCCGUUGCGAGGGGUCCGGGCCAAGGCCCGCUCGUGUGGAGGUCGUCGCCGCAGCUGCCCACCCGAUUGCCCAUCAGUCUUCCCUCCCGACCGCCAUCAUGCUGGCGCUGAUCUCCCGCCUGCUGGACUGGUUCCGCUCGCUCUUUUGGAAGGAGGAGAUGGAGCUGACGCUCGUGGGGCUGCAGUAUUCGGGCAAGACCACUUUCGUCAAUGUCAUCGCGUCAGGUCAGUUCAGUGAAGAUAUGAUACCCACAGUGGGCUUCAACAUGAGGAAAGUAACUAAAGGUAACGUCACAAUAAAGAUUUGGGACAUAGGAGGACAACCCCGCUUCCGGAGCAUGUGGGAACGGUACUGCAGAGGAGUCAACGCUAUUGUUUACAUGAUAGAUGCUGCAGAUCGUGAAAAGAUAGAGGCUUCUCGAAAUGAACUACAUAAUCUUCUAGAUAAACCACAGUUACAAGGAAUUCCAGUGCUAGUACUUGGAAAUAAGAGAGAUCUUCCUAAUGCCUUGGAUGAGAAACAGCUAAUUGAAAAAAUGAAUCUGUCUGCUAUUCAGGAUAGAGAAAUUUGCUGCUAUUCAAUUUCCUGCAAAGAAAAGGAUAAUAUAGAUAUCACCCUUCAGUGGCUUAUUCAACAUUCAAAAUCCAGAAGAAGCUGAAGCAUCUCCUGAAGUCUUCCAGUCCUUCCUGGCUAUCAUCCUAGAAUUAUUGUCAGUUCCUCUGAAGUACUUCCCAGAAUACGGUCCUUCCUAAACCCAAGAAAUUGCCUUUUUAAGAGUUUUAUUUCUCAUGUGCACUGCUGAAGAUGUGUAUUCCUAAUCCUUCAUAAAGAAUCAUCUAGAGUUGUCAUGAUAAAGUCAGCACACUCAAAAAGGCUUCUUAUACAUACUUGUCUUAAACAGUGUGUAGAGCUUUUUCUAAAAAACACACUUUGACCAUCUUAAGUCAAGAAAAUUGCAUAUUUCUGUUCUGGUCUUUCUGGGCCAGGUUUUUAUAUUGGUUUUCAGUAAAUGUCUAUCUAUGAUAUUUCAUUAUAGAGUCCAGUAGCUUAAUACUGAUACUGACUUGAUACAGCAUGAAGUUUCUAGUGCCACACAGUAUUUAGAAAAUCUUUAGCCUGACUCGUGGGAUAUAAACAUAAUGUUGACACAUCUCACAAAUGCAUGUGAAAUGUAUAAUUACACCUUAGGAAUUUAAAAAUUGGUCUGCAGAGAGUGAGCAGAGGCACCAGAUCAGUGUUGGUGUUGGUUCUUUACACUGGUGAGAUCUUACAUGAUGAAUUUUGAAAACAUUCUGCUUUCUGAGGAUUCUUCAUCUUUCAGAUAGCAGCCGGGAUAUGGGAGGAACUGAGACAUGCUGUUUUGUAUCUGUCCAGAUCAUUACUUCUCUCUUUUUUCUUCUUUUGUUUUUCCUGGUUCAACACACUUUUUAAAGGGGUUGGGAAUUGAAGCUUCAUUUUCUCAAAAGCUUUCAUGAAUUUAGAGCAUUCCAGCCAAUGUAAUAAAAUGUGUUAAGACUGUCAGACUCUUCAAACACCUGUUUGUUCUUUCUGUCUCUGGUCAUUAAACCAGUGCUGCUGCAUGACACUCUAACUCUUGACUUUUUAUAUCCAGUCAUAAAGUUGACUUUCAGCACAAUAGAUACUUGCAAAUAAAAAUUCUUAUUUUUCUCUCUUAUUGAUGUAAGGUUGACACUCUUUUGUCCGAUGCCAUUAGACAUCUUGAUUAUUGUGACAACUCUAGACCUGCCUGCUUUUCCCUGAUGUAAUCAUGCACAACGUCUGCAGGUCGUCGAAUAAUCACAGAGAACUGAGGAAGUGAUGCUGUCUCUUGUUUGCUUCCAUGAUACGGAGAUGUAUGAAACCUUAAAUGAACAUGUUUGUAGUUUAGUAAUCUUCAUAUACAUAGAGGGACAUAUUAAUACUGGUUCACAUGUAAAUUGUUACUCCCAUAGACCACUGUAGUAGGUAAACGCUAUGGUACAUGCGCUUAUGUGUUGCCUCACACUAUGUGUGAUUUUGUUUCUUUUGUUAAGCAGCACUCAUGUAAACAGUGCAUUUCCAAACGUGUUGAGCACUCAAAGUGCAGUCGACAUGAAGUUUUUUUUAAUUUAUAGACUGCCAUGGCCUUAACAAUAUUCUGUACAAAAUACUGCACCGUGUUGCACAGACACUACUUGCUUUUCUCCAUUCACAUUUUUAUGAGUAGAAUCUCAGCUUUUAAAAUUCUGUUCUUACUCUUUGAAGCAUGUUGCAUACUUCCCUGAUAGGAUGGAUGGUUCUGUAAAUGAAGGGGUGUUUAUACUUGCUUCUGUACUUCAACACCAUUAAUGGUCACUGUGAACCAUUACAAAGAAUGUGGCAGUUUGCUUGUGCCUAAAAGAAGGAAUCAGAACUAAAAUAUGUGACCAUGUGGGGACCGCAAAGGUUCGUUAAUUGACCGAAGCUAAACCGUAAUGUGUUUGUGUGUCUGCUCAUUGCUUCCAGCAUUUCAAGACAGCUAAACACUACUAUCAACGUUUUCCUGUGCAUUAACCUCUGCAUGUGAAACUUAACAGUUACUGAACUUUGUAAAUACGUAAUUUUUUUUAUUUAGGUGGAUGCAUCUUUUUGUCUGUUGACUGCUCUUCUCAGUUUUAUUCAAUAAACUUGCAUUUUGAGGGUUGUAUUGACAGUUUUAACUUAAAAUGUGCACCAUGAUGGAAGGUGCUGAUUUUUUUGGAAGGAGUGGAAAGAAAGUUACCAUGAGCAGGGUCUGUAGACAAUGUGCUGGAAGGAAAUCAGCUCAGCUCUCAAAGAAUUGGGUCUGUGGGCUAGUUAAAGUAGAAAUAAACUUUUAAAUAUCCA
Molecule: messenger RNA, 2962 nt
Organism: Phacochoerus africanus (Common warthog)
Lineage: Eukaryota; Metazoa; Chordata; Mammalia; Artiodactyla; Suidae
Gene: ARL8B
Product: ADP ribosylation factor like GTPase 8B
Exons: 7
Coding region: 42-776 (244 amino acids)
Biological process (GO): anterograde axonal transport; protein transport
Cellular component (GO): lysosomal membrane
Molecular function (GO): GTP binding; GTPase activity
Source: RefSeq, a predicted model, not a curated record